AUGGAGCCACGAGAACACCGCAGUAUCACACCAGAGCAGCAACUGCAGAUCAUUAAGACAAUCCUCACACUCCGCUCUCUCGGCGAUGCAGAAGCAAGUGAGAAGUUGCGUGCCCGUGUGCGCCGCUCUCUUCUGCAGUCUGAGAGUGAUGAGGAGGCGAUUGCGUCAGCCGAACAAUUACUGCGCCGCUACACAAAAGCCGUGAAGAAACUCGACGGCUCGUACGAGAGAGAGCGUGAGUUAAAACGACGUCGAAGUGAGAUGUUGGCGAUGCGGGCGUCAAAGUUUGUGGAUGAUCAGGCGGAAAGCGGUGAUGAUAGUGAGGAGAACAAUGAGGAUGAAAGUGAGAAUAAUGAUGAGAAGUGA
Trypanosoma theileri is the source of this 366-nucleotide messenger RNA. RefSeq lists its product as uncharacterized. Bases 1 to 366 code for a protein of 121 amino acids. Lineage: Eukaryota; Euglenozoa; Kinetoplastea; Trypanosomatida; Trypanosomatidae. The record is from RefSeq and is a predicted model, not a curated record. The transcript has a single exon.